AUGACCGGCACAGUGCCUCUGGGAAUUGGGAAAAUGCAGCAGCUGAGUUGGUUUAAUUUGUGGCAUAAUCAUUUUGUUAGUGGGAGCAGUGGUUUAUCUAUUUUAACAGUGUUAACUAAUUGCUCCAGCUUGGAACAUCUUGAUUUGGCAUUUAAUUAUUUUACUGGUGUCCUGCCCACUUCAAUUGGUCGCCUUUCAAAGUCACUCUCGUAUCUAGCUUUGAACUCAAAUGAAAUUAGGGGAAGUAUACCAGAUGAGAUUGGUAAUCUCACAAACUUGACUCUAUUAGAUCUAAAUGCAAGCCAAUUAAAUGGGACAAUUCCAUCUGCACUCAGUAGACUUCCAAAUCUGGAAAGAUUAUAUUUGCACACAAACAAUUUACAGGGAAGAAUUCCAGAAAGUUUUUGCCAUUCAAAAAAGCUUGGAUUGUUGUCACUCAGUGAGAAUAUGCUUUCAGGCCAAAUUCCAGAAAGUCUUGGCAAGCUUCCACAAUUACGAGAUCUUAUUCUUCAUCACAAUCAACUCUCAGGCAAAAUACCUGCCAGUUUAGGGAGAUGUCAGACAUUGGAAACGGUGGACUUGGCCAACAACAAACUAUCCGGAAAUCUACCUCCUGAAGUUGCAGCUAUAGAUGUUUCUCAAAACAAUUUCUCAGGAGGCAUUCCCAGUACACUGGCAAGCUGCAAGGAGUUGGAAUACCUAAAUCUUUCUUUGAAUGCAUUCGAGGGGCCAAUCCCUCCAUUACUGGCAGAUCUACAAAAUCUGCAGUACAUGGAUCUUUCUUGCAAUAAUUUGUCAGGAAUGAUACCCGUGGCUUUCAAAAAGAUGAAAAUGCUUCAGCAUCUCAAUCUCUCUUCAAACAUGCUAGCUGGAGAGGUACCAAAGGGAGGGGCUUUUGCAACUCUUGAUGCCUCAGAAGUCAUGGGAAACCUGGGCUUGUGUGGUGGAUGGAUUAAUUUGCCGCCAUGCUCUCAUUCCAAGCACAACCAACCAUCAGUCUCCAAAAAGGUGAUAAUCCCUAUUGUUGUUGGCAUUGUAAUUUUGAUCAUCUCUCUUCUAUUGGAAGCAUUUUCUUAUAGAUAUAGAAGUUUGAGUACCCCUUCUCUCAAAGUAUGGCCUCCAAAAUUUUCAUAUGAAGAACUUGUAGAUGCAACUGGUGGGUUCAAUGACGAAAAUCUUUUAGGAAUUAGCAAUUUCGGGUCGGUUUAUAAAGGGAUUCUAAAGAAUUGUAGAAAUAUUGCUGUUAAAGUUUUCAAGUUGCAAGAUGAACAUGCUCACCAAAAUUUUAGUAGAGAAUGCAAUGCAUUAAAAAGAGUUCGGUAUCGCAAUGUAAUUAAAAUCAUUUCAACAUGCACGAACCUUGAUUUUAAAGCCUUAAUUCUUCCAUUCGUGUCAAAUGGAAAUUUGGAGAGAUGGUUGUAUCCUCCUGAAGGGAGUGGAUGUAGAUUAAAUUUGAGUGAUCGGAUAAGGAUAGCAAUGGAGAUAGUAGAAGGAAUGGCAUAUCUUCAUCAUUAUUGCUUUGUUCAAGUGAUUCAUUGUGACCUCAAGCCCAACAAUGUUCUAUUCGGAGAUGAUAUGACUGCGAGUAUAGCAGAUUUUGGCCUUUCCAAUCUUAUUUUCAGCAAUUCUGUAAAUUUUUUGACUUCUACAAAUGCACUUAGAGGAUCUAUUGGCUGCAUUGCACCAGAGUAUGGAAUAGGCGGAAAUCUUACUACAAAGGGAGAUGUGUACAGUUAUGGAAUUCUAGUUUUAGAGUUGUUGACAAGGAAGAGACCAGUAGAUGAUAUGUUCAAUGAAGGAAUCAAUCUACAAAAAUGGAUAGAAAUGCAUUUUCCAAAUAGAAUUUCAGAUGUGGUGGAUAAUUGCCUUCUUACAGAUGUUGAUGAAUCAAAGAAAUCAAUGUCUAUUGUGAACAAAGAAAUAAUGUUCAACUUGUGUUACCUAGAUGGUAUAGUAUAUUGUGACAUGAUUGAUGGAUUCACAUUUGAAAUUGUGAGUGAAAAGAUGCUGUUGUGA
Molecule: messenger RNA, 2016 nt
Organism: Cryptomeria japonica (Japanese cedar)
Lineage: Eukaryota; Viridiplantae; Streptophyta; Pinopsida; Cupressales; Cupressaceae
Product: putative leucine-rich repeat receptor-like serine/threonine-protein kinase At2g24130
Exons: 4
Coding region: 1-2016 (671 amino acids)
Biological process (GO): protein phosphorylation; hormone-mediated signaling pathway
Cellular component (GO): plasma membrane
Molecular function (GO): protein kinase activity; protein binding; ATP binding
Source: RefSeq, a predicted model, not a curated record